This is a messenger RNA of Jatropha curcas, 1546 nucleotides long. Its product is annotated as coiled-coil protein. The record is from RefSeq and is a predicted model, not a curated record. NCBI's taxonomy places the organism in Eukaryota, Viridiplantae, Streptophyta, Magnoliopsida, Malpighiales, Euphorbiaceae.
CGGAUAGUAUUUAUGUAACGUGUGCUGGAUUCUUGACUCCAGGUGUCAGCCACGGCGACAGACUUGUUGCCAGUUGCCAUCUCGUCCUCCUCCUCUUUCUUUCUCAAGCCUCAAAAAUGUUUGAACCUCUGCGGAUUCUGCACUGCCUUUGCCUUUGCGGACAUGUGGAUGAGCAACAAAGCAAGCUAAUCAGUAAUGGUGGUAGAUCUGAUGGCUCUGUAUCUCAUUCUGAUGUUGGUGACAAAGCCUUUUUCACUUUGUAAAUUGGUAGUUUUGUUUGGUUUGAGAACCAUGUUUAUUGUGAUUCAAACUUGGGUGGAGUUGGUGACAGCCUCAAUCACUUUGCAUCUGAGUAUGUUUCACAAGACAGUGAUAUGGAUAAUCGCUCUCAUAUCUCUUCCUAUUCGAGUUUUGACUGCCUUGCAGAGGGAGAGGCGGUUGCAAGAGCAUCUGCAUGAGAUGAAAAUUGUGCUGGAUAAUCUUGUAUGGGAUAGGAAGGAGCUUCAAGGCAAACUCCAGACAGCAAUUAAAGAAUGUAGAAUUUUGGAAUCAAUGCUAGCUGAAGUUGAGGAGGAAAACGACCGGGUCAUUGCUAAACUUGAAUUGCUAGAGGGUGAGUUGCAGGAUCUGAAACAAGAAAAUCUUCAGCUUAAGGAAAUUUUGGGUAAAGAUAAUUGGAGCUUUAAAGGCCAAGGUGGCGCAGACAAUGCACAAAAUGUUGGCUCUGCUGAUACUGAUGACUCUUGCACUUCCGAUAGGAGUCAGCCAUUUUAUAAAGGAAGUGAUAUCACAUUUGAUGACCUGGUUAUGAAUAAUGCAGAGUUGCUCCAUUUGUUGAAAACUGGAUGUGCAACAGAAGGUCCCAUCCACUCAUUUUCAAUUUCGAGGCGCUUGGAGAUGAACAAGGGUCUAGACCAAAGAAGGGAUGCUGCAUUUUUACAGUCUAUAUUUAGUGCAGUGUUAUCCCUUCUGAUUGGAUUAAUUAUAUGGGAGGCUCAGGACCCUUGCAUGCCUCUUGUUAUAGCUCUUUUCGUUGUUGUUGGCAUGUCAUUAAAAAGUGUGGUUCAGUUUUUCUCUACCAUAAAGAACAAACCUGCUUCUGAUGCGGUUGCUCUCUUAAGCUUCAACUGGUUCAUGCUCGGCACACUCACAUAUCCAGCACUGCCAACAGUAGCCCACAUGUUUGCUUUGCUCCGUUGACCUUGCGGUUUUUGGAUGGGACAGCAACCGAGUGUAUCAGUUCCGAUUAGCUCAUCGUCGACCUAGCCGCAGGAAAAUAUCAUGCAUAUUCAUGCAUCAAAGACUUGGAGGGUGAGUUUUUGCUUUGUAGGUAAUGCUUGUAUGGCUUGUAGAAUCUUAGGCUGUAUUUAGACUAUUGAAGAUUUUUAGUCAGUCUUAUGAACAAAAUAUAAGUUGAUUUCUAUGGCUGUGAGGACUUUUUUUUCCUUCUCUUGUUGUCUUGGGAUUUUUCAUGGAUUAUAUAAACAUUAUUUUGUUAUAUUGGAAUUCAGCAUAGGAUUAGAGAACAAGGAUAAAUUUUGCUUAA